UUCCGGGACAAGCUUAAUGUAGGUUAUGGAAACAUGCUCUUGCUCUCUACAGUCGACAAGAUCACAGGACCAUGUAAUAAAUAAUAAUAACAGGUUCGAAGGUCGUGAGCAAGUUUGGCCUCGAGAUUGUUAUUAUCAUAAUAGUCCUGUGACCAGACAUGUUUAAAAUAUUUGUUACAGAUCGUCAAAGCCUGGAAUAGGUAAACUGCAAUGAGGAAGCUUUUUUGCUUUGUUUUGUACUCCCAGCUCCCUCUGGGAAAAACUUGUAGAUGAGAAACACAAAAAAGUGAGGAUAAUGACGGAAGAUUUAGAUGCUUAAAGUUCGACUGUUGUUGUUCGUUUAGAGUUACUUCCCUUUAUAGAGGAAAUGGCGACGACAAUAGCCUCCAACGUAGGAAUCAAGUUAACUGGCAGGGAUUCAAGACAACAACAGUAAUACUUUCAACAGUCUGCCUAAAGCACACUGACUAGAUCAUAGCUCUGAAAAGCGGCCUAUAUUUCCGUAAGAAAGAGAGGAUCAUUUCACAUGUUUCAGGAGCUGUGAAGAGCACUGAGCAGUGUAACAGAUCAUGACUGACUCUGAAACUACGAUGGACCCGUGCGACGAGGACGACGUGUCCGUCAUCAGUGACACCACAGAUGGAACAAAUGUUGUCACAUCGCCGUCAACAUGGGCAGGUCUGAAAGGAUUGGUGAAAACUCCACAAAAGAAAAGGGAGACCAUGUGCAGUCCCUCAGACAAAGGAGAUUGCUCGCCAAUUAUUCCCAGUCAAAACAGAACAGAAAACUUGAGUGGGGAUGUUGAACCAGAAGAAUGUCUGUCUGAUGGUGAGUCUGUGAUAUCCUCAUCACUGCUCACCGUCACAGGUGUGCUCUCAAGACCAAGGGGAACAACUCCACUUAGACCAUCUGAAGUUAAAAAGCACAGAGUUACCUCCCUUCUUAGCCUGGCGUCUGCUAACCCAUGUCAACCAUCACUCAGUCAGGAUGAAGCAGAAAAUAAAACAUUUGUUGAUGAACAGUGUCACUCCUUCAGUGUUCCAACAAAAUCUAAUGUGCACUCUAAGCCAGAAGAGCAGCAGGAUGGAAGGCAGGACGAAAAAGCCUCAAGAGGUAAUUACACACAGAUUUUGGAUGAAAUCUUUGGAAGUAAGGCACCUCAACCAGAUAGUCGAAACAAGUCAGAAAUAGCUGGGAACCUACAUGGGCUCGUAAUCACCCAAGUAGAUUUUCAAGGAAAAAGUUCCAUCAGUGAAACAACACAAGAAAAGUCUUCUGAGUACUUGAAAUUAAAUGUGUCUCAAAAAACGAGUUCUGCUUCUGCUACGAGUUCUCAGUAUUCUGAGUUACUUUUGACUGAGAAAUGUUUGAAACAAUCAAGUCAUCAAGUUGAGUUUGAUGGUGAUGAUCGCCUGCGUCCUGAAUACAAUCAGCCUGUUAUGAGUGGAGAUACAAGAAGAGACAUAUUUGCUCCUCUUGAAGUUAUUAGGGAUGUUACACCCUCAGCAGAGGAAGGCAUCCCUCUCGUUGAUCUGUCUGAGAAGACCUGCUCCAGACUACCAGCUCACCAACAUGGACUCAACAAUGUUCAGAUAGAUGAAAACUUGCAGACUCAAAUACUAAUUGACACUGCAGGCAACGAGCAGCCUCCAUCAGCCCAUCAACAGUUAGUAUCUCAGCUGACAAAGGAGGACCUGACUACCAAUCAACACCCAGAAUCUCAACUGAUACAGGAGGACCUGACUACCAAUGAACACCCAGUAUCUCAGCUCACACAGGAGGACCUGUCUACCAAUCAACACCCAGAAUCUCAGCUGACACAGGAGGACCUGUCUGCCUGUCGACACCCAGAAUCUCAGCUGACACAGGAGGACCUGACUACCAAUCAACACCCAGAAUCUCAGCUGACACAGGAGGACCUGUCUGCCUGUCGACACCCAGAAUCUCAGCUGACACAGGAGGACCUGUCUGCCUGUCGACACCCAGAAUGUCAACUGACACAGGAGGACCUGUCUACCCAACUGUUGGACUUCAUUAUAGAAUUCACCCAGGAGUCCCGAGCAUCAUCUGGAAUAGUUCAGUCAGCACCCAGUCCAGAAAGGCUACUGGAAACCCUUUCAGAGCAUCAAAACAAGUGUUCUCCCCAUGAACCAUUACUUAAUGAUAAAAAUUCAGAGAAAUUACUUCACCCAAAUCAGAAAACUUCAAGCAUGCCCAGAAAUGUAGCAAAUGGUCCAAAUUCAGAAACCAUAGGAAAACACUCUCAAGACACACAUUUAUUUGCAAGAUCCAAAAAUGGAAAGAAAAAGUCAAUUAAAUUUUGCCCUCCUACCUUGAGUCAGAAGGAUGUGAUGAGAGGACAGAGUCAGUGUGUACCUCUUCCACUGCGUCAUGGUUGCGAACCUGCCAAGGCGGAAACUUGUCCACGGUCAUCCUCAAAGUCUAUUCAAGGACUGCAGAACAAGAAGUCUGAUGAAGCACAAUUAGCACAAAAUAAAUCGGUGGAUUUUCACAAUAAGACUGCUAUAGUAACAGAGGGAGCUAAGACGUGGACAGGGGCAGCCAAUGAGAGGGAUAUCAUGCUUAACUUGAUGGCCAGAUAUCAAGCUAUGGAAACAGCUCUUCAAAACAUACCUGGUAGAUCUCGUGUCUUGGACAUGUCAACAGAACUGACAGAAAUACAAGGAACAGUAGCACAGCUGAAUGAGCAGCACAAGACUGAGCGAGGACGGCUGUCGGUGAGGGUGGGUCUGAAGGGUCUGUCCAAGGCCAGCAAGAAGCAGCUGAAGAAGGAGCUGCAGGGUCUGGGAGACAGACAGAAGCACCUGCUACAGGCGGUGCGCAGACAUAAGGAGGUCAACUCCAGGCUGAAGCAGGUGCUUGCUGGCUUCAACACAACCAGAACAACCUGUGCUGGCAGGGAGUCCAGUGAAGAGACACAGGGGGCCAUGGGCAGCAUUGCUGUAUCAAAACUGGCAGCUGUGGGGUCAAACAUGCAAGGGGGAGUGCAUGAUAGCCCAGGGAGAAGUCAAAUCAUAGGAGAAUCUACCGGGGUCUCUAAGAUGGAGGGAGGCAAAUGUGACAUUGUCCAGACAUCUCUUGACUACACUUCAGCUAAAAAUAGAAUUGUUUCUGAGUCAAGUUUUCAAAAGGAUUAUGCACCAAAAGAGUUUCUGAGAGAUCAAAAUGCAUGGAUUGGGCACACAGGUGCCAGAACAUACGAUGCCAUAGAAGCCCAAACAAGCAAUGUUACUGACAAUGUUGAAAGAAAGAAGGAAUCUUCGGGUAAUAACCUGAAUGUUGUAAAUCAGAAAUACAGAGCCGAUAAUAUUUGUGAUAAAAGCAUGGAACACAUACAUAUUUCAAAAUCAAUUCCAACUGGUGUCGAAGAUGACAGUGUUAUCACAGCCACAGGUAAUGAGUUGCUGGUUAAAGGAGAUGUACGUCGUGCUCCAUGUUCACAAGUCAAGGAGACAGAGGCUUGUGUGAGAAGCGAUCACAGGAACAGUGCUGGGGCUGGGGAAGCUUCACAGAUCAGUGGGAUAGAAGACAGCCAACAAGACCUGUUCAGCCAGGGCUCCUCGGACCAGGACAUGGAUAGGAGGAUGGUUGAAGAGAUUAUUGCCACACAGACACUGAGCCAGGAGUCUGACUGCCCUGUAUUAGGUGACAUCAGACAUGGAGGGAGGGAGCUGACCAGGGGGGACUGA
Messenger RNA from Haliotis rufescens (red abalone), 3710 nucleotides. RefSeq lists its product as uncharacterized. The transcript has 8 exons. Lineage: Eukaryota; Metazoa; Mollusca; Gastropoda; Lepetellida; Haliotidae. The coding region runs from base 570 to 3710 and encodes 1046 amino acids. The record is from RefSeq and is a predicted model, not a curated record.